Molecule: messenger RNA, 2760 nt
Organism: Meyerozyma guilliermondii ATCC 6260
Lineage: Eukaryota; Fungi; Ascomycota; Pichiomycetes; Serinales; Debaryomycetaceae
Gene: ROT2
Product: glucan 1,3-alpha-glucosidase ROT2
Exons: 1
Coding region: 1-2760 (919 amino acids)
Biological process (GO): carbohydrate metabolic process; N-glycan processing
Cellular component (GO): glucosidase II complex
Molecular function (GO): alpha-glucosidase activity; carbohydrate binding
Source: RefSeq, a predicted model, not a curated record
AUGAAGGGUAUAGUGAUCUUCUUGAUCCUCCUUCACAAUGUUUGUGGGGUGAAGGAUUAUCUCUUCAAGGACUGUGACAAUUCUGGUUUUUGUCAGAGAAAUAGGUUGUAUGCCAAAAAUAUUGCUGAGAAUGAGUCUCCGUAUGCUGUCUCUCAGCCUUCGUUAGUUGUAAGCAAUACAGCACAGAACUCUUUAACCGGAGUAAUAACGAAAUCUAUUCCUCAAUUGGAUGAGACUCGCCAAUUUCCUUUUGAGAUCUCAAUUCUUGAGGGUUCAAUUCUUCGUUUCAAGGCCGAUGAAAUGCGCCCAGAAACAAGUGGUGGGAUGAUUCGUGGAAAUAGGUAUAACGAGGCAGCAAAAUGGGCUUUCCAGGACCCUGACGUUCCAUACGAAAGCAAAUAUCCCGUUAAUGUCGAGUCGACUGAUCAAUUGGUGACGAUAAGCUUUGGACCCAACGAUACCAAAGCAGAGUUCGAUGUAAAAGAUAUGACGAUUAAGAUCUACUACAAGGGUCAAUUGCAGCUUGUGGUCAAUGAACGUAAUUUUUUCAACAUCGAGCACUACAGAAAACGGGAUGAGAACGAUAAGCAUUUGCUACCUUUUGAGUCUGACUUUGAUCUGUUCAAAGACAGCCAUAAUACAGCUUCUGAAGAUUCGAUACCGCUCGGUCCUGAGUCCAUCGGCUUGGAUUUUACUUUUGCAGGCUACAAGCAUGUUUAUGGUAUUCCUGAACACGCAGACUCCAUGUCGCUCAAAGAUACAUCAGAAUCAAACUGGCCAUAUCGUCUAUUCAAUGUGGACAUUUUUGAGUACGAUACUGAUUCCAGAAUGCCAAUGUAUGGGUCAAUUCCUCUCAUGUUGGCAACAAAACCCAAAAUGUCGACAGCGGUCUUCUGGUUAAAUGCCGCCGACACAUUUAUCGAUAUACAUAAAUCCAAUGAUGUCAAGACUCACUGGAUUUCGGAAAAUGGUGUAAUGGACUUUCUUGUGAUCCUUGGAGAAACUCCAGCGGAAAUAAACUCAAAGUACGGACGCCUUACUGGCUAUGCUCCGUUACCACCUAUGUUCUCUUUGGGAUACCAUCAAUGCCGGUGGAACUACAAUGACGAAAAAGAUGUGCUUGAUAUCACUUCGAAAAUGGAUGAGACAUUAGUGCCAUAUGACACAAUUUGGUUGGAUGUCGAGUACGCUGAUGCCAAAAAGUACUUUACUUGGGACAUUGAUGCGUUUCCUGACCCCGAACGCAUGCUCAAAGCGUUGGAUAGAACAGGAAGAAAUUUGGUAUUGAUCAUCGACCCUCAUUUGAAAGUUGGUUAUUAUGUUAGUGACGAGGUUCGCAAGAGAGAUCUUGCGAUGAAAAAUUCCAAAAACGAGACGUUCCAUGGCCAUUGUUGGCCCGGAGAAUCGGUGUGGAUUGAUACGUUUAAUCCUGGUUCCCAGGAGUAUUGGGAUUCACUUUUUGUAAGGUCUGAAACCAACAAGGUCAUGGGCGGAAUGUCCACGAACAUUUAUGUGUGGAACGACAUGAAUGAGCCUUCUGUGUUUGAUGGACCCGAGACCUCUGCUCCAAGAGAUAACAUCUUUUACGAUGGAUGGGAACAUAGGUCUGUUCACAACAUUUAUGGUUUGACUUUCCAUGAAGCUACGUUCGAAUCGUUGACAAAGCGUCUUGAGCUGUCGACGAGACAAAGACCUUUCAUUUUGACCCGUUCUUUCUACGCCGGAUCACAGCGGACAUCGGCUAUGUGGACGGGAGACAACAUGGCAAAAUGGGAAUAUCUUGAAGCUUCUAUUCCAAUGGUAUUGUCUUCUGGAAUUGCUGGUAUGCCUUUUGCGGGAGCUGAUGUCGGUGGGUUCUUUGGAAACCCUUCUAAGGAGCUUUUAACCAGGUGGUAUCAAACAGGAAUAUGGUACCCAUUUUUCAGAGCACAUGCACAUAUCGAUUCGAGACGCAGAGAGCCAUGGGUUCCAGGAGAACCAUUCACAAGCAUUAUUCGUGACGCUAUCAGGCUUAGAUAUGCGUUGCUUCCAACGUUCUAUACAUGUUUCUACGACCUGAGUCAAAGUGGAUUACCCGUCAUGAAACCAAUAUUCUACGAAUGUCCUCACAACGUCGAUGCCUAUGAAAUCGACGACCAGUUCUUCUUGGGCAAUUCUGGUUUGAUGGUGAAGCCAGUAACGAGUGAAGGAGCUACGAGUGUUGAUGUCUAUCUUCCAGACAACGAGGUAUACUAUGAGUUUACAAGUGGAGUUCCAGGAAAAGCAUACAAGGGCCCCAAAACUGUUGACCUUGAUGUCGAGUUGGCUGACAUCCCAAUGUUCUUGAAAGGAGGAAGCAUUGUAGCCAGGAAAGAUAGGUAUAGGAGGUCGACCAAGCUCAUGCAAAAUGACCCCUACACUUUGGUGGUGGCUUUUGAUAACCAAGGCAAAGCCACUGGCAAGCUCCACAUUGAUGACGGCGAGUCAUAUGGCUACAAGGAAGGACAAGAAAUCAACUUGCAGUUUUACGCGGAUUCCAAGGGUAUAACAGCUCAAUUUGAAACUGUUCCCGACCCCACUUAUGUCAAAGCCAUGCAAAAAAUAAAAAUCGAGAAAAUUAUUUUAUUGGGCCACGGCAAUGAUGACCAAGCGCUUGUGACCCAGGGCGAAAAGCUGUGGCAGGUCCAGAUAGUGGAUGGGGAAAUCCGGAAUGCCGGCAUGAGUGUUGCAGCGGAGUGGAAAAUAAAGUUUGCGACAAAAUUAACCCAUGAUGAGUUGUGA